UGUUGCAGUUUCACCAUAGGCGAUCCAGAUGAGAGUCUUCGCAUUACUUGCAUAUGUCUAGAUAAAACUCGCUCCAGACUAAUUGUUGCAUAUAAUAACCAAAUUAUCCGAGAGUUUACGAUUUCUGAUGAAACUCCUACGCUGGCUCGCACCUGGAAGGCUAUGCAUACCGCUCCUAUUCUAUGCAUGAAAAUGAACGCUGAUGGCUCUUUGUUAGCAACAGGUUCAGCAGACCAUAGCGUAAAGGUAUGGGAUAUGGUUCUACAACACUGCACCCACACACUGAAAGGUGCUGGCGUAGUUUCAGCGCUGUCUUUUAUUCACAACAAUCGCUUAAUGGUAGGCUAUCUGGAGGGACAGGUUUAUAUGUUCGAUCUAGUCAAGGGAGCCCUACAGAAAUUAUUGCGUGAGUGGAGGACGCAUAGCAGCUGCAUAACGGGUUUUUUGGAGGUGCCCGGAUCACGGCGUGUCGUUAUUAUAUCGAAGGAUCAGACCGCUUCAAUUGUGGAAUCAGAAACAAGAGAAGUUCUAAAAGUUUUGCCUUUGUUUGAAGCAAUCGAGUCUGCUGUACUAGUACAUGGUAACAUGGUCACAGUUGGAGAAGAGGGCACACUGAAAGAAUGGUCCAUUGAAUCUGCUCGACUUCUACGGUCAAAGAAGAUUUCUGGGGCGCGUCUGGAGUCAGUAGCAUACAAUCCGAUUUGCGAUCAACUUCUGAUAACAUCUGCUGAAGAGAAUAUUUUUCUGGUUUCAUUCGAUAAAUUCUCAUUGAAUCGACAAAUUGUUGGAUUUCACGACGAAAUUUAUUCUUGCUCAUUCGUUGGAAAAGAUGAGUCGCACUUAGCCGUUGCGUCGAAUACAAAAGAAAUACGAUUAUACAAUACUGCUACGUGGGACUGUCAGUUGAUUGAAGGUCAUAGCGAAAGUGUGCUGUGUGUUGCAACGGCUCCUUUCAAUCGCCGUAUUUUAGCAUCCUGUAGCAAAGAUAACUCGAUCAUCAUAUGGAAACUCUUCUGUUCUUCGGACGGCAAAACAUAUCAACUGAAAGCGAUGGCUCGGGCGACUGGGCACACAAAUUCUGUGAAUGCGAUAUGUUUCUCUCACUCUGGCAAACGACCAUUCCUUGUGUCGGUGUCGACGGACACAACAAUCAAAUUGUGGUCGCUAACUGAACUCGAUCAAGACGCCAACGAUGAAAUCAGUCUGGAAAAUGUUGGCAAGUUGAGCUGUUCUUCUACUCUCGUCGCACAUGGCAAGGACGUAAAUUGUGUUGAUGUUUCCCUCACAGAUUCUGUUUGUAUAAGUGGAGGAAUGGAUAAGUUGGUGAAGUUGUGGCAUGUUGAUCCAGCUAAAAUGCGGCUUGGCAUUGCGGGUACUUUGACGGGACAUCGAAGAGGUGUCGCGGAUGCGAGGUUCUCACCUAGUUCGCUGAAGGCUGCUUCAUCCAGUGGAGACCUAACAAUCAAGAUUUGGUCUCUCGAGGACAAAACUUGCUUGCAGACACUGAAUGGGCACAACUCAGCAGUUUUUAGGAUCCUAUUCGUUAACCAUGGUACCCAGCUAGUGUCAGCAGACAGCGCUGGCAUCGUCAAAAUUUGGACGAUGGCUACUUCUGAGGCUGAAACAUCCAUUGAAGCACAUAGUGAUAAGGCACUGUUUACCGCUUCAUUCCUGGUCUUCGAAGACCGAGCCUGA
This is a messenger RNA of Ostertagia ostertagi, 1695 nucleotides long. Lineage: Eukaryota; Metazoa; Nematoda; Chromadorea; Rhabditida; Trichostrongylidae. The record is from the annotation of a GenBank genome assembly.